Gasterosteus aculeatus aculeatus (three-spined stickleback) is the source of this 602-nucleotide messenger RNA. NCBI's taxonomy places the organism in Eukaryota, Metazoa, Chordata, Actinopteri, Perciformes, Gasterosteidae. The record is from RefSeq and is a predicted model, not a curated record.
AAAGCGGUGCACACUUGUGAAGCGGGAGGAAGGAAGAGGACGGGGUCCAUUGACAUGCUAAUGGCGCCUGCUUCCAUGUUUACACUAUACACCAACAGCAAUGAGAGCGAAGCCUUUUUCUGCUCGCUAUUCUCACCGGUCGGCGUUGCGUAACCGAAGGACUCGGCCGGCCGCUCUCUCCCCGAAAACCUCUUUGUCAUCUCUUCUCCUCCUCUGUGUUUCCUAGGCGACGGAGUGGGCACCAGACGAGGAGACCAGGCGGUCCUGUCAGAGCAAAGGCAAAACAGAGAUGGACUGUCAGAACUACAUCCGGGUCCUUCUGGUGAACAAGACGGAGGUGAUGACCUGUGGGACCAACGCCUUCCAGCCGACGUGCAUCACCAGAGAGGUGGGCAACAUGAGCAGCGUGUUGGAGCGGGUGAACGGCGUGGCGCGCUGCCCUUACGACCCCCGCCACAACUCCACGGCAGUAGUGACGGAGAGCGGCGAGCUGUACGCCGCCACCGUCAUCGACUUCUCGGGCCGCGACCCGGUGAUCUACCGCAGCCUGGGGGGCAUGCCGCCACUCCGCACGGCGCAGUACAACUCCAAGUGGCUCAACG